AUGGGCUUAGACCUGACCGGACUUGAAACAACAACUUCUGCCUCUCUCUCGGCGGCGCUCACUUAUCUACUUUCGCAUAAGGCCGAGUUUGAGACGUCCAAGGUCGAGGUCGCUCAGUCGACGACCCUCCAGACUGACAACGGCAGCGAGUACACCUCUCGCGCUUUCCGUUCCUUCCUUGCCGGCAGAGGGAUCACGCAUCGUCUUUCGAUUCCCUACACGCCUGAGCAGAAUGGACUUUCAGAGCAGGCCAUUCGGACUGUCGAGGAGAAGGUCGCAACUCUUCUCACCGAGGCCGACUUCUCGAAGAAGUACCGGGCUGAGGUUUUUUUUUUUUCCUUCUUUGCUCUCUUCAUCAUCGAGAACCUCCCUUACUCGGCGUUAGCCAGCACUGCAGCAUCAAGGGCUUCCAAGUUCAGGCCUGCAGACAAGUGCGGUACAAAUCGGAUGCUCUGGUUGAGAAACAUCUCGUUUGCUUCCAGAGACUACGUCCCACAAAUGAGGGAUGCCAAUGAUGAUGAGGAGCAUGUGCAGGCAAAGUUCCAGUUCUUCAGCCCUGACAAUGUUCCGGCCGGUGCCGCCAUUGCUCUCAUCAAUGCUGUUGAGCCGAGCGACAUCGAUGACACCCAGUUUGAGAUCCUCAGUGUUCCGCAGACAACUCUCGUGACAAAGAAGAUCUACUCUGCUCAGUGGGAAGAAGGGAUGAAGGAAGAGUGGACCGGCUACCAGCAGCAGGAUGUCGUUCUCGGGACAACGCAUUGGCACCAUACUGCUUGCAAUGACCCUAAGGCCAAGACGGCGCAGCUCAAGUCAAUGCUUGUUGUCCAGGGCGUCAAUGCCCAGGUCGCGACGGCAGGCGACACCGUCUUUGUCAAACAGCCGCGCGGCUUCGAAGUUCCGGGUCACGAAGACUACGUCUACGAGCUUAAGCGCGCGGCUUAUGGUCUCCUGCAGUUGGGACGUGCCUUUCACCUCAAAGUGAAGGACAAGCUUGACCAGCUCGACUUCGUCUCGCUCUCCGACGGCGUUGCCCUUUACAUUGGGCGCCGCGGCGGCGACUACGUCGUCCUCGUCAUCUACGUCGAUGACGGGCUCAUUGCUGGCAAGAAGGCACUCGUCGAGGACGUCGUCGGCGAGUUGCAGGAAGACUUCGACGUCACCUUCGGCGGACCCGUCGAUGGCAAGUCCUUCCUUGGUCACGACAUGAAGCACGACCCCCAGACGGGUUCUGUGCGUGUUUCCAUCAAGUCGCAGAUCGAGAAGGCACUCAAGAUGCACGGCUUCAAGAACCUCAAGCCGUUGCACAUGCCGAUCCAGCCUGGUAUCGUCUAUGUCAAGUGGGAUGGAGAAGCCAUCAAGCCGAGCGAGUAUCUUUCCGCCGUCGGCUCGCUUCUCUUCAUUGCCAUCACUCGCGUCGAUAUCCAGUCGUUGUCGGCGUCGUGA
This is a messenger RNA of Rhodotorula toruloides NP11, 1443 nucleotides long. RefSeq names its product retrotransposon. The transcript has 5 exons. The record is from RefSeq and is a predicted model, not a curated record. Gene Ontology annotation, molecular function: nucleic acid binding. Gene Ontology annotation, biological process: DNA integration. The coding region runs from base 1 to 1443 and encodes 480 amino acids. Lineage: Eukaryota; Fungi; Basidiomycota; Microbotryomycetes; Sporidiobolales; Sporidiobolaceae.